AUGGUUCACAUCCGCCGUGAGAUUGAGAUCAUGUCAUCGCUCCGCCACCCGCACAUCAUCUCCAUAUACGAAGUGUUUGAGAACAAAGACAAGAUCGUGAUCGUCAUGGAGUACGCCAGCAAGGGCGAGCUGUACGACUACAUCAGCGAGCGGCGGCGCCUGAGCGAGCGGGAGACGCGACACUUCUUUCGGCAGAUUGUCUCCGCCGUGCAUCAUUGCCACAAGAAUGGAGUGGUGCACAGGGAUUUGAAACUGGAAAACGUGCUACUGGAUGAAAACUGUAAUAUUAAGAUUGCUGACUUCGGCCUAUCCAACCUCUACCACAAAGACAAGCUGCUGCAAACAUUUUGCGGCAGCCCGCUCUACGCUUCGCCCGAGAUCGUCAACGGGAGGCCGUACCGCGGGCCGGAGGUGAGCGCCAAUGACGCCGACUCUCAAGUGGACAGCUGGGCGCUGGGGGUGCUGUUGUACACGCUGGUGUACGGAACCAUGCCAUUCGACGGGGGCGACCACAAGAACCUCAUUCGCCAGAUUAGCAACGGCGACUACAAAGAGCCCACGCAAUCGUCAGAUGCUCGGGGAUUGAUCCGUUGGAUGCUAAUGGUGAACCCCGAGCGCCGAGCCACCGUGGAAGAUAUUGCCAAUCACUGGUGGGUCAACUGGGGCUGGAAGAACAGCGUGUGCGACUGCGACGCCCAGCGGGACCGCGGCGGCUCGCCCAUGCUGGCCCGCUUCAUCGACUGGCAGAACCGCACUGAGCCACGCGGUCCGGCCGCCUUGCCCCAGCUACUGCGCCAGAGGCCCAAAAAGUCGAAGAAAGAAGAAGGCGGACAGGCGGAUGGUGGCGGCGAAGACAAACCGGGACUGAAGAGACCCAAAGGCAUCUUGAAGACCAGAGCGGCGGGGGAGCAGCAGUCGGUCGGCGCCGAGGAGGGCCGGACGUCCGGGCCUGAGCAAGCGCAAGGCGGCGGCGGCGAGGCCUCCAGUCCAGAUCGGGAAGAAGAAGAGACGCCUUUUGGGGGAGGCUCGCCGGCAAAGAUGGUGCCCACCCUGCCCAAAAAAGGCAUCUUGAAGAACAACCAACAGCGGGAAUCAGGGUACUACUCUUCGCCCGAGCGCAGCGAGUCGUCGGAGCUCCUGGGCGGAGCCAGCAUGACUCUGCUCGCCACCUCGCCACCCAAGAGAGCCAUGGGAAGAAAGGGCAUUUUGAAACGUAACGGCAAGUACUCCACCUACAGCGGCCCCCCCUCGGCGGCGGCCCUGGCGGCCGGAGGAGCCCUCGGCGAGCCCCCUUCCGCCGCCGACUCGGGCCUGUCGCGAAGUCAGAGUCGGCCGUCCAGCAUGGUCGGGGAAGACGGCGGCUCGGUCAAGUCGGCAGAGUGGCACCCCUCCACGCCGCACCUGCGCCCCAACAUCAGAGCGUGCGUGUCGGCCGAGAACCUGCUGCACCUGGCCAACUUCGCUAGCUUCCAACCGCCGCCCGCCACGCUCCAAGGCGCCAAGUUCGGCCGCGGCUCCAGAAGCAAAGGCUCCCCGCAGGACAAUGGCAGCUUCUCGUUGCUGGGGGACCUGGAGGACAUGACUCAGGUGUACCAGCAAGCCCUGGACAUCAGCAGCAACCUCACCUAA
Messenger RNA from Syngnathus acus (greater pipefish), 1629 nucleotides. It is a transcript of the gene nuak1b, whose product is annotated as NUAK family, SNF1-like kinase, 1b. Gene Ontology annotation, biological process: protein phosphorylation; intracellular signal transduction; microtubule cytoskeleton organization. Bases 1 to 1629 code for a protein of 542 amino acids. The record is from RefSeq and is a predicted model, not a curated record. Gene Ontology annotation, cellular component: cytoplasm. Gene Ontology annotation, molecular function: tau-protein kinase activity; ATP binding; protein serine/threonine kinase activity. The transcript has 6 exons. Lineage: Eukaryota; Metazoa; Chordata; Actinopteri; Syngnathiformes; Syngnathidae.